GACGCCGUACGCUCCGUUCUCUCCGGUCGUGCCGUGACAGCAGCUGCAGCCUCCUCUUCUCCUCCUCUCCGCGUCUCCGCUCGCUGCUCUCAAACCACGGGCUCCGCAGAAAAUGGCUGUUCCUCCCACCUACAUCGACCUGGGGAAGUCCGCCAGGGACGUGUUCACUAAGGGCUACGGUUUCGGUCUCAUUAAACUGGACUUGAAAACAAAGUCAGAGAAUGGUUUGGAGUUCACGAGCACCGGGUCGGCCAACACCGAGACCAGUAAAGUGAACGGGUCCCUGGAGACGAAGUACAAGUGGACAGAGCACGGACUGACCAUCACAGAGAAGUGGAACACGGACAACACGCUGGGGACGGAGAUCACCAUCGAAGACGAGCUGCUCAAAGGCCUGAAGUUGACGUUCGAUUCUUCUUUCUCACCAAACACUGGGAAGAAAGGCGGUAAACUGAAGACGGCCUAUAAGUGCGAGCACAUAAACGUGGGCUGUGACGUCAACUACGACAUCAACGGCACGGCGGUGCACGGGGCGGCGGUGGUCGGGUACGAGGGCUGGCUCGCCGGGUACCAGACCACGUUUGAGGCCGGGCGCAACAGAGUCACCCAGAGCAACUUCGCCGUGGGCUACAAGACGGACGAGUUUCAGCUGCACACCAACGUAAAUGACGGCACAGAGUUCGGUGGGUCCAUUUAUCAGAAGGUGAACGACAAACUGGAGACGGCCGUGAACUUGGCCUGGACCGCCGGGAACAGCAACACUCGGUUUGGGAUCGCAGCCAAAUACCAGAUCGACCAAGAAGCCUCGUUCUCCGCCAAGGUGAAUAACUCCAGUCUGGUCGGCCUCGGCUACACUCAGACUCUCAAACCUGGCAUUAAACUGACCCUCUCCGCUCUGCUGGAUGGAAAGAACAUCAACGCCGGCGGCCACAAGCUCGGGCUGGGGCUGGAGUUUCAGGCGUGAACAGGGACCGCACUUAACGCACUCAUUCCCACCAAAAAAACCCCCGAAAACGUCCCCCCUCCCCAAACUCAGAUUAGCGCUAGCCCUCACCAGCCAGUCCCAGAGCCCCAUAGACGUGCUUUCUCAGUAUACUACGAAGCACCACUUAUACGAAGGAGCGGUUUAUUUAAGACGGAACAUUUUAGCCCAUUUCAUAAGCCCGGCCGGAAGUGUAAGGGAAAUAUUAGGGAUGCACAGAUGCAGCUUUUUCUGCUUCGAUACUAAAGCAGAGACUGAACGUUUGCCGUUUGUGUUUAACAGAAAUAAAUGAUAAGCUAAAAAUGAUCCAGAUGUGUUUUGUGACAGAACAGCUUCGUAAAAAUACAAGUUUAACAAUAUUACGAGAUGUUUUGGGCCAGUAAAUCGUCUUAUUAUUCCAGUUUAUGGACCAAAAUGGUAUAUUAGCUGAACCGUUAGCUUGGAAACAGAUAUUUGAUUCACCAAAAUGUUCAGAGUCGGCGCCAGUAUCUCAUCAGUGCAUCCCUAGAAGUUACGCCGCUGACACAAAAAGACAAAAGCUGGAUUUUCCCGAGAAAUUAUUAUUAUAACUGCAGUUCCAAAAGUCUCCACUAGGGCAAAGAAAAGUGUAUAUAUUGAGAUAUAUAUUGAGUGAUAUUUGUCGUAAUUAUCGCGACGGGACCAUUUCAGAACAAAACGAGUGGGGAGAAUAGUACAAGACAAAUUCAAAUCCGUCAACGGGACAAAAAGUUGUAGGAGUGAAGACGUUUGGAGGAGCUAGCGACGCUGAAGCUAACACCGCUGUAGCUUCAGUGUAGUUAGCUCCUGGUUUCAGACAGAUUUAAGGCAGUGUCCAGCUGUAAUCUGACCAGAACUGAAGAAGCCAAACGUCUUCACUCCAACGACGUUUUGUCCAGUUACAGAUUUGAGUGGACGACUGAUUGGGAAAGUGUGAAAACUAUAAAACUUUGGAACACUAUGUUACAUUCAAACUCCGUGCGUUUAAACUCAUUUCAUUCUGAUGCAACUGAAGGACGAGUGGUGAUUAUAUUGAAACGCGUGGGUUUCAGAUUCGAUGUUUUGAUGCUGUUACAGGGCGGUUCAUGCACUCCGGGGUCGACGAGAGCCGUGCGCGUGUCUGCGGUUGGCCGUAGUUUCCUGUUUCCAGAUGUAUUUAAUGUGUCUUUGUCUCGUGUGCUUCUGUCGAUGUUUUGUUGAAAAUAGGCAAAUGAACAUAUUUUCUUGAGUAGUUUCUUUCACGUGUAAAGUCUUACACUCUGUCACAAAGACGAGCGCUCGUUCACCGGUGGAGUUAAGGGUUGAGUGGACCUAGAAUGGCGGUCUUCCACAGGUCAAUGGAAAAAACACUUAUAUUUGACACUGUUGUCAUUCCCUAAAUAAUAAAAAAAAAACAUCUUGAACCAG
This is a messenger RNA of Periophthalmus magnuspinnatus, 2386 nucleotides long. It is a transcript of the gene vdac1, whose product is annotated as voltage-dependent anion channel 1. Gene Ontology annotation, cellular component: mitochondrial outer membrane. The record is from RefSeq and is a predicted model, not a curated record. Bases 113 to 964 code for a protein of 283 amino acids. Gene Ontology annotation, molecular function: voltage-gated monoatomic anion channel activity. The transcript is spliced from 9 exons. Gene Ontology annotation, biological process: monoatomic anion transmembrane transport. Lineage: Eukaryota; Metazoa; Chordata; Actinopteri; Gobiiformes; Gobiidae.